This is a messenger RNA of Lichtheimia ornata, 1377 nucleotides long. RefSeq lists its product as uncharacterized. Gene Ontology annotation, biological process: transcription by RNA polymerase III. Gene Ontology annotation, molecular function: DNA binding. Bases 1 to 1377 code for a protein of 458 amino acids. The record is from RefSeq and is a predicted model, not a curated record. The transcript is spliced from 7 exons. NCBI's taxonomy places the organism in Eukaryota, Fungi, Mucoromycota, Mucoromycetes, Mucorales, Lichtheimiaceae. Gene Ontology annotation, cellular component: RNA polymerase III complex.
AUGUCCGAUAAACCGAUCUCACCAUCGGUUUCCAAGCAAACCCGCCGAUUCGCACCAAAUACACGAGGUCGAGGAAGAGGAACCCGUCCUGCUCGACCUAGUGAGGUUGAUUCAGCUAUCAAGCAGGAAGGUGGCGAUUCUGGAGAAACCUCGCUCAAUGGAGUACCAAUGUCCAGCAAACCGAUUGGCCACAUACGCUCUGAUAAUACGCAAGAAGGACGCCUACCAAGUGUGCAUGAUGGACAACGCACAAGGGGUGGUGCAGCUAAGAUGAAAUUUAAGCCUACGAUACCUGCCAGACGAAAUAAGAAGGAAGCGUCAUCAUCUGCUGUCGAUGAGGCAUUAAAUGCAAAGAAUGCAGAACAUGGACGAGGUUCAUUUAGAGGGCGUGGUGAUCGAGGUCGCGGUCGAGGAAGAGGAAGAGGCCGUGGUCGUGGCCGUGGCGACAUUGUUGCUGAAAGUACGGCAUCGGGUUUCUUUUCACUUGGGCCAUCUGCGAUGGCAAACAGAGCCCGUGGCGCUUUUGGUGGUAGCGGUGGAUAUGCAACUUUCAGUGGCGACUCGUCAUCAAGAACUGACAUGUACAACGACAAAGAUUCGGAUAUGAUUCAUCUAUUUGGUGAUAACCACGACGACACUCUCCCAAUUGUGUUUAAGCAUAUAUCAAGGACAGCUGGAGAAUUAGAUCCGAGUGACUUGACAUCCACUGGACCCAAGGUUCCCUGGUUACGAACAGUAUCGAAAGCAAGAACGACCAUAAAGAAUGCAUCCUUCAAAGAUCAAGAAAAAGCAAAAGUUAAAGACGAGCCAUCUAACGAGGAACAAUCCAUGUCAGAUAUUAAAAUGGACGCAGAUGACGAGCAAGAGGAAACCGUCCCCGAUAUAUCUAGUCUGCCACCAGUUAUGAUGGAUGCGGAUGCACCAGCACAAUAUCUAUUUGGUCUAGAUGAGAACGAGCAAAUCGUCUCGGUUGCUGAUGACGAGCUGUUAUUUUUCCAACUUCCAUCCAUACUCCCGCAAUUCGAAAAAGUCAAUGACGAGCCAAUAGAAGCUGCCGAUGACAAAGACAAGCAAUUACCUCCAGCUGCGAAAAAAUCGACUCUUGAGAGUGCAAUGGCGUCUCUUUCUUUGGGGGAUAUGCCACAAGGCCAAGUGGGCUCGCUAGUGGUAUAUAAGAGCGGGAAGAUGAAGCUCAAGAUAGGCGAUGUUCUAUUUGAUAUCACUCAAGGCAUGCAGUCCUCGUUUUUGGAGAAUGCCAUGAUGGUCGAUACUCUGAGUGAGGACAAAAAGAAAGUGAUUGAAUUAGGUAAUCUUACACAGAAGUUUGUUUGCAUGCCAGAUAUGGAUGCACUUCUCGAAGACCAAACUAUACGAUAA